Molecule: messenger RNA, 1866 nt
Organism: Homarus americanus (American lobster)
Lineage: Eukaryota; Metazoa; Arthropoda; Malacostraca; Decapoda; Nephropidae
Exons: 9
Coding region: 246-1364 (372 amino acids)
Source: RefSeq, a predicted model, not a curated record
ACAGGUCCUUCAGGGUGACAUCACCAGCAGCAACAGACACAGCAGGCUCAGACAAAUCUGCAGCAGAGGUAGCAACUGCUAACUAAGUAAGGUAACAGUAGCAGAAGGCUUCACCGUAGCAGCAGAGACCAACAGCAGACCUAACCGCACUAAUAAAGGGUAAAGACUGACUGACUGGGCAAGUUAUUGAGCUGAGUUGUUGGUGACUAACAGACCCCUGCCAACCGUCAACACCCUCCUGCAGGAUGACUCGCCUGGCGCUGAAGGCACAGCCGAUGGUGACAACAUGGGGCAUGAUGGUGACACUCGUUCACCUAGCAGCCACGCAGUCCAUACAGAUCACUCCUUCUGUUAGCAGUAACGGAGGCGUCACCUUCCCGAUAUUCACUCCAUCGGUGCGACACGACCAAUGGACAGCAGAGUCUUCGAUAGCCAAGGAGGUGGUUGUGCCUCCACCAGACCAGGACAGGCGACGCUCCUCCUACCGCUCCGCCGACACUGGGCAGAUCAACAAAGCGUCGGACUUCAACUUCCUCUCCAGCAGCUUCGUUCCCCCCGAGACCAAUGUUGACAACACCACCAAGUUUGAUCUGGGUACCUUGACUUCCUUCCCUGCCUGGUCCUCAUCUCCAGGUGCAGAUAACAAUGCCGGGGGCGACCACUCCUAUCAGAGAUCGAACUACAAGAACCACACCGGUCGCUUCUUUACCCUCAACUCCGGCGGCACCCAGACCCUUGACCUGGGCCUCAGUUUCACCGUGCCCUUCCUCUCCAUCCCGGCGUCCUCAUUAAUGAACAUCGGGCAGUCUCUCGGGGCCACAACCUCCACCGCUUUAAACUCUCUCGUCAACAUCAACUGGAACUCUGUCUUGUCCAUAGUCUUGCCCAUCGCGCUUGCCGUCCUCAUCCUGCCUCAGGUGGCCACCUUGUUCACCAGCCUCAUUUCCAGCACCGGCACCGGCACCACCAGCGGCACGGGCUACGGUAGCUCUUAUGGUCGUAAUAUUGAACGAGGCGGAGGUGUGUUGCCGGUAGAGCCCUUCACUUCCAUCCUGAACCAGCUGGACGACGCCCUGGCUCAGUACGACCUCGACUCCACGUCCUGUAUGCAGCGCGCCGUCUGUACCUACGUGGCCGAAUCUGAGCAGAGCGUGAAGGAGGGUGACGCAGAUUCUUCAGAGAUGAUUGUGUCGGGUUUCGCUAGGAGCACGUGGCUGCAGACGCUGGUGGGUAAGACCUCCCUGACGGAGGCUGUGGAGAUGGGUCGCACUGGCGCUAACUGCCAGCUCCAGUACCCUAAGUGUCCUUUCUCCGUCACCGGUGUCCUCAGAUUCCUCGCUACUUACGCUUCCCUCAGCAGCUGAAAGGCCUCCCGCAAGUUCCUCACCACUUACGUCUCCCACAGGAGCUAAGAUGCAUCAAACUCCUCACCACCUACGCCUCCCACAGUAGCUGAGAGGAACUAUAUUACUCGUAACUUACACCUCUCUCAGUAGCUGUAAAUAUCAAAUCCGUUUAUCUAACACCACCAACCAUAACAGUGAAGGGGAGGAGAUGAACCAUUAUAGCGACCCUCCACCACAACAGGCAAAGGUGGGCGGCUUAUUAUGAUUAAGUGAAGUGAGGGGAUGUGAUGAUAGUUUUUCGGUCAUAUCACUGGCUCAAGAUCAUGACUUAAAUAACUACCUUACGUCAGUACAACAGAACGACUAGCUCCUUGACCUAAAGUAUAAUAUCUUAACUAUAAAAACGAUAACUUAUUCAGGGGGGUAAAGUCAUCGUUCAGAUAGGAUUAAGUUAUCGUACUCUAGGGGUUAAUAAGUCAUUGUACUGAAAGGAUUAAGUUAUCGUACUCUAGGGGUUAAU